GGGACCCAAAAUAGCCCACGCGCACAGGGCCCGAAAUCAGACAGGAAGCCAAAUAAUCCGGGGCGUUGAGCAGCUCGGGCAGGAGCGCUGGCCGAGGGCCGGGAGCCGAGGGUCCAGCGGGGGCGGCGCGGGGCGGGGCGGGGCCGCGAGCCUCUUAAAGCUCGGCCCGAGGGGGCAGAGCGGAGCGAUGGAGCGCGACGGCGACCAGGCAGGGCACGGGGCCCGGCAUGGCCCGGCAGGGAACGGCUGCGAGCCCGAGUCACCAGCUGCAGCCUCGCUGCUGGCACCCAUGGACCUAGGGGAGGAGCCGCUGGAGAAGGGGGAGCGCGGCCGCACAGCCAAGGACCCCAACACUUACAAAGUGUUGUCGCUGGUUUUGUCAGUAUGUGUGCUAACAAUAAUUCUCGGUUGUAUAUUUGGGUUGAAACCAAGCUGUUCUAAAGAAGUAAAAAGCUGCAAAGGCCGCUGCUAUGAGAGGACAUUCGGCAACUGUCGUUGUGACAGUUCCUGUAUCAGCCUUGGGAACUGCUGUCUGGAUUUCCAGGAGACCUGUGUGGAGCCAACAUUCACAUGGACCUGCAACAAGUUCAGAUGCGGUGAGAAGAGAUUGACCAGGUUCCUGUGCUCUUGUUCGGAUGACUGCCAGACUCACAAUGACUGCUGCAUCAACUACAGCUCUGUGUGCCAAGAGAAGAAAAGUUGGGUAGAAGAAACAUGUGAAAACAUCGAUAUGCCACAGUGUCCAGCAGAGUUUGACUCACCUCCUACUCUCUUAUUUUCGUUGGAUGGAUUCAGAGCUGAAUAUUUACACACCUGGGGUGGAUUUCUUCCUGUUAUUAGCAAGCUGAAAAACUGUGGAACAUACACUAAAAACAUGAGGCCUGUGUACCCUACAAAAACGUUUCCCAAUCAUUACAGCAUCGUCACAGGACUUUAUCCAGAAUCCCAUGGCAUAAUAGACAACAAGAUGUAUGACCCCCAAAUGAAUGCUUCUUUCUCACUUAAAAGUAAAGAGAAAUUCAACCCUUUGUGGUACAAAGGACAGCCGAUUUGGGUCACAGCUCAUCGUCAGCAGGUUAAGUCUGCCACAUAUUUCUGGCCAGGAUCAGAUGUGGAAAUUGAUGGAAUUCUUCCAGAUAUCUACAAAGUGUAUAAUGGGUCAGUGCCAUUUGAAGAAAGAAUUUUAGCUGUUCUUAAGUGGCUUCAGCUUCCUAGCUAUGAAAGACCACACUUUUACACUCUGUAUUUAGAAGAACCCGAUUCCUCAGGGCAUUCACACGGACCUGUCAGCAGUGAGGUCAUCAAGGCCCUACAGAAGGUUGACCGAAUGGUUGGCAUGCUGAUGGAUGGCUUGAAGGACCUGAGCUUGGAUAAGUGCCUGAACCUCAUCCUCAUCUCAGACCAUGGCAUGGAACAAGGCAGCUGUAAGAAGUAUGUGUACCUGAAUGAGUACUUGGGGGAUGUGAACAAUGUUAAAGUUGUCUAUGGGCCUGCUGCUCGACUGAGACCCACUGACGUUCCAGAGAAAUAUUAUUCAUUUAAUUAUGAAGGCCUCGCAAAAAAUCUUUCUUGCCUGGAGCCAAACCAGCACUUUAGGCCUUACCUGAAACAGUUCUUACCCAAGCGCUUGCACUUCGCUAAAAGUGACAGGAUCGAGCCGCUGACAUUCUAUCUGGACCCUCAGUGGCAACUUGCAUUGAAUCCAUCAGAAAGGAAGUACUGUGGAAGUGGAUUUCAUGGCUCUGAUAACCUGUUUUCAAAUAUGCAAGCUCUCUUUAUUGGCUAUGGACCUGCCUUCAGACAUGGCGCUGAGGUUGACUCCUUUGAAAAUAUUGAAGUCUAUAACUUAAUGUGUGAUUUGUUGGGUUUGAUCCCAGCUCCUAAUAAUGGAAGUCAUGGCAGUCUUAAUCACCUUCUAAAGAAUCCUGUUUACAACGCAAAUCUUCCUGAAGAAAAGAGCUCCCUGGCUCAGUGUCCAAUCAAAUCAACAUCCAGUAAUCUUGGCUGCACGUGUGACUCCUGGAUUGUGCCAGUUGUGGACUUUGAGAAAGAGUUUAAUCUGACCACAGAAGAUGUACAGGACAUCAGCAGUGAUACUGUGCCGUAUGGAAGGCCCCGGUUUCUGCAGAAAAAACACAGCCUCUGUCUUCUUUAUCAGCAGCACUUUAUGAGUGGCUACAGCCAGGACAUCCUCAUGCCCCUCUGGACAUCUUACACCUUCUUCAGUAAUGACAAUCUCUCCACAGAUGAAUUUUCCAACUGUUUAUACCAGGACCUUCGCAUCCCUCUUAGGCCCAUCCAUAAAUGUUCGUUUUAUAAAAGUAAUUCUAAGCUAAGUUAUGGGUUCCUCGCUCCACCGAGACUAAAUAAAAAUUCAAAUCGAAUAUAUUCUGAAGCAUUGCUUACUUCUAAUAUAGUACCGAUGUAUCAGAGUUUUCAAGUUAUAUGGAAGUACCUCCAUGACACCCUGCUGCCGAGGUAUGCCAAAGAAAGGAACGGUAUCAAUGUUGUCAGUGGCCCUGUGUUUGACUUUGACUAUGAUGGACGCUAUGAUUCCUUAGAGACCCUGAAACAAAACAGCAAAGUCAUCCGUAGUCAAGAACUCUUGAUUCCCACUCACUUCUUCGUUGUGCUCACCUGUUGCAAACAAUCGUCUGAGGUUCCCUUAGAGUGCAUGGACUUGGAUGUUUCAGCCUUCAUCUUGCCUCAUCGGCCUGAUCACAUGGAGAGCUGUACUUAUGGGAAACAGGAGUCUACAUGGAUUGAAGAGUUACUGAUAUUGCACAGAGCUCGGGUCACAGAUGUCGAACUCAUCACUGGACUCAGCUUCUACCAUGAACGGCAAGAAUCAGUCUCAGACCUGUUGAGGUUGAAAACACAUUUGCCAAUCUUUAGCCAAGAAGACUGAUUUUUUUAAUUAAAAAAAAAAAGCACCAUAAAUCUUUUUGAGAGAAUCUUAUAUUUUAUACCUUCUUCUACACUUUCGCAUUGUUUGGAAACUGACAAGUGGAGUUAAAACUGGGAAUCCUUUGUGAUGCCUAUUCUGGGCCAUGUGACACUCAGCACAUCAGAGGAUGUUCCUAUCCUGUGUCAUGCAGAUUUCCUGGAUUAAGUAUGUGAUUAACACACUGGGAGUAAAGACACUUCAGACCUGCAAGUGCUC
This is a messenger RNA of Phodopus roborovskii (desert hamster), 3163 nucleotides long. RefSeq names its product ectonucleotide pyrophosphatase/phosphodiesterase 1 (gene Enpp1). Gene Ontology annotation, cellular component: cell surface. The record is from RefSeq and is a predicted model, not a curated record. Bases 188 to 2908 code for a protein of 906 amino acids. Gene Ontology annotation, molecular function: polysaccharide binding; phosphodiesterase I activity; scavenger receptor activity. Lineage: Eukaryota; Metazoa; Chordata; Mammalia; Rodentia; Cricetidae. Gene Ontology annotation, biological process: immune response; inorganic diphosphate transport; ATP metabolic process. The transcript is spliced from 25 exons.